This is a messenger RNA of Seriola dumerili (greater amberjack), 2124 nucleotides long. It is a transcript of the gene sppl2a, whose product is annotated as signal peptide peptidase like 2A. Gene Ontology annotation, biological process: membrane protein proteolysis. The transcript is spliced from 17 exons. Gene Ontology annotation, molecular function: aspartic endopeptidase activity, intramembrane cleaving. The record is from RefSeq and is a predicted model, not a curated record. Gene Ontology annotation, cellular component: Golgi-associated vesicle membrane; lumenal side of endoplasmic reticulum membrane; cytoplasmic side of endoplasmic reticulum membrane. Bases 163 to 1773 code for a protein of 536 amino acids. NCBI's taxonomy places the organism in Eukaryota, Metazoa, Chordata, Actinopteri, Carangiformes, Carangidae.
CGAGUCACGAGCCAACACAGGAAGUCCCCACUAGCUGCUGCCAAGCCAAACAACUGCUAUGAAGAUACGUCUAACUUAGCGAAUCGAAAGUGUCUCCGUGCCAUAUAGAAGUCCUUUGAUGUUGAUGCCCCAAGCCCCUUUGAAAAGACGAAUGUUACCACGAUGGAAAGAGCUGCCAACGUCGUUAUAUUGUCGGUAAUUUUCAUGGUAUCACAGAUAAACUGCCAAGAAGCGAUUCUGCACAUUUCAAAUGGAAGUACAGAACGGGAGUACUGCAUUGUCCACAAUCACUCAUGGACCCCCUUGUCACAAACCCUUGACACUGCAACGCAGUAUCCGCUGAUGAAUAUGACUUCCACCGUGCUGUGUAACAGCACAGGGAUCAGUCCAAAUGUGGUAAAAGGCAAAGCAUUGGUGGUGACUAGAGGGGACUGUGAUUUCAGCCAGAAAGCUCUGGUUGCUCAGAGCCUUGGAGCUACAGCUUUGCUCAUUGCCAGCAACACAUCAUUGAUUACUCCAUCAGCCAAUGACUCUGAGUACGCAAAGGUCCACAUUCCUCUGGCUCUCAUGAGGUACAGGGACUUCCUGGAAGCACAACAGGUGUUUGGAGAACGGAUGCUUGUGAAGCUGUAUGCUCCACCUCAUUCAAAGAUUGAUCCAAGCAUUGCACUCAUCUUACUGAUUUCCAUUGUCACGGUUGCAUUGGGCGGCUACUGGAGUGGGGCAUGUGAGAGAGACCGGUUGAAAAGUGGUGUGGCUGGAGGAGGAGGGGGAGAAAGCAAAGCAGACAGUGGAGAGCUUUUCCUGUACUCUCCUCUCAAAGUGGUUAUCUUUGUCGCCAUGAUGUGUGGGAUGCUGGUCCUCAUGUACUUCUUCUACAAUGUCCUUGUUUACGUCAUUAUUGCCAUAUUCUGCCUGGCAUCUGCCUCUGCACUGUUCAGCUGCCUUGAUGCAGUGAUGGAAAAAAUUGGCUGUGGCACUGUGAGCUUCUCUGUCCGAAAUUGGAACUUCUCAGUGAGGUCUCUCAUACUGGCUGCUGUGUGCAUUAGCAUUGCUGUGGUCUGGGGAGUCUACAGAAAUGAAGACAGGUGGAUCUGGAUCUUGCAGGACCUCCUCGGCAUUGCUUUCUGCCUCAACUUCAUGAAGACCAUUUCUCUGUCUAAUUUCAAGAUCUGCGUGAUUCUGCUGAGCCUCCUGCUUGUGUAUGACGUCUUUUUCGUUUUCAUUACUCCUUUCUUCACCAAGAAUGGGGUUAGCAUUAUGGUGCAGGUUGCCCUGGGCCCAGAUGCAUCUGGGGAAAAGACGCAAGGUAACAUGGUGGAGGUCCCCGCUGAACCCCAGGCGUCCUCUGAGAAACUGCCAGUGGUGAUGCGUGUCCCACGGUUCUCAGCUUGGGCUCAGAACCUGUGUGGGAUGCAGUUCUCCAUCCUGGGUUACGGAGAUAUCAUUGUUCCAGGUCUCCUUGUGGCCUACUGCAGCAGGUUUGAUGUUUGGAUCAACAGUAGCAAGAAGAUCUACUUUGUCAGCUGCUGCAUAGCCUAUCUACUGGGAAUGAUCCUAACAUUUGUCGUGAUGCUGCUGUCAGGGAUGGGUCAGCCUGCUCUACUCUACCUGGUGCCCUUCACCCUAAUAACCUCCGCUGUGGUGGCUGGGUGCCGGGGAGAGAUGAGGCAGUUCUGGGCAGGAACCACUUAUGAGGUCUUGGACUCAUCCAGGGAACCUUUGUUGCCAGAGGGAAGAACUGACAGAUCCGUAGGAGGAGAGAGAUGCUGACUUACAGUGUAGAGCACGAACCCAACUGCUGGAUACUUUUUUAUAUAUUUUAAUAUCACAUUUGCAAAGCAAGGGAACAUAUGUUAUUGAUCAACACAUUUCUUGAAACAUUUUGGGUUCAUUUUGACUGCUGUGAACAGUUAGGAAGUUAAUAAAUAUGUAAAUGGAACAAAGAUGUUUUAAAUGAAGAGGCUUGUUGAGUGCCUGAAAUGUCUGUUAGGUUCUUGUUUAUAAAACUAAUGACUUUGCCUUGGUGAUGAUUACAUACAGCAAAAUGAGAAAGCACUUUAUAAUAUUUAGCUUGACAGUCCUUUCAUCGUGGGUAGGGUGGGGAUUGGGGUUUAAAUUACU